Molecule: messenger RNA, 2388 nt
Organism: Iphiclides podalirius (scarce swallowtail)
Lineage: Eukaryota; Metazoa; Arthropoda; Insecta; Lepidoptera; Papilionidae
Source: the annotation of a GenBank genome assembly
AUGGACCGCUCGCGCCAUUCGCCGCCGCCGGAGCCCGCGCACAGUCGGCCGCUCGAAGGAGGUGCCCUCGAAACCGAUACAGCUGCCCCGCCAGCGGCGGCGCUAAGCGGGCCGGAGCCAGAGCGGCCCCUCGCCCGCGUCCUGCCCCCCAUCCCGGAGAGCGAGCCCCUGCUUACUAGCGCCAACGCCGACGCCGCGCGCAAGCUCAACGGGCGGCCCCUGCACGUGCAGUUCGGCGCACCGCCGCCAAACGCCAAGGUGUCCGUAUCGAGCUCCGGUUCCAGCUCCAGUUCGGACGAUGAGGAGCUCUCCGACGCCAAGGCGCGGCCGCUGGAUGGCGGCUGGGGCUGGGUGGUCGUCUUCGCCUCGUUCAUGGUCAACCUCAUCGCGGACGGCAUCACCUUCAGCUUCGGCGUGUUCUAUCCGCACUUCCUGGAGUACUUCGGCGCUAGCAAGAGCAAGACCGCGUGGAUCGCGAGCAUCUUCAUGGCGAUGCCGCUCCUCUCCGGCCCCUUCGCCAGCUUCCUGACGGACAGAUACGGCUGCCGUCGCAUGACAGUAGUGGGCUCCGUUAUGGCCUCCCUCGGAUUCGUCAUGUCUGCGUUCGUGGACAAUGUCGAAACGCUGUUCUUCACGUUCGGCAUCAUGGCCGGAUUCGGGCUGAGCUUGUGCUUCGUGGCGGCCGUCGUGAUCAUAGCCUAUUACUUCGAGAAGAAACGCUCCCUGGCCACCGGCAUCUCGGUGUGCGGCAGCGGCAUCGGGACGUUUAUUUUCGCCCCGUGCACGUGCGCUCUGCUCGACGAGUACGGGUGGCGCGGCACCACGUUGAUCCUGGCCGGGUUGUUCCUGAACAUGGCCGUGUGCGGCUUGAUGUUCCGCGACCUGCCCUGGACCAUGACGAUGAACGAGGAGAAGGCAAAAAAGAGGAAGCGCAAAAGGGAGAGGAAGCGGAACCGGCGUUUGGCGGCCGCGUCCGCCGCCGAUAGUUGUUCCGACAGCAAGGGCAGCGCCGCCGGGUCGACGAGGGCGGCAGAGGCCGGCGACGGCGAGGCGGUCCCCUCCGCGAUAGCGCCGCGAUACAGUUCCGUGGUCGACUUGCCCACGUACAUGACCGGCGAAGAGGGCGUCUCCAGCGAAGUGUUCGAGCUGAUGUCCAACAAGGCGCGCGCGUACGCGAUGAUGGCGCACAGCUACCGCGGCGUGAUGCUGCCCUCGAGGAGUUUCAGCGACAGUGGCCGCCUCCACGAGCAGUCCCCGACCAGGGCGGCGAUGUCGCCGCGGGCUCUAUCGCCGUCCUCGGCGCCGCCCCACGAAAGCGAGGGUCCCGAAGUGACCCUCAACGACAAAGCCGUGAGCGCCUGGCUGGGACGCCAUGGCGGCGCGAAGAAACCACCGGCCUCACUGAAGGACCUCAAGAUCCACGGGGACUCGUUGACUUACCGGGGCGCCAUGUUGAACAUAAACCGCUACAGGCUGCGCUCCUCCUCGUGCCCAAACAUCUUCAGGAACUCCAUGACCACCGCUGCUAAGGAGAAGGCGCGAUGGUACGAGGGCCUGUGGGGCAUCUGGGACCUGGCCGCUGACGUGCUUGACCUGUCGCACUUCAAGAGCCCCUCCUUCCUCGUGUUCGCCAUCUCCAACUUCCUGCUGUACAUGUGGUACGACGUUCCCUACGUGUACAUAACGGACCACGGGAUGAACUUGGGCUUCGACGAGUCGAAGGCCUCCAUGCUAAUCUCGUUCAUCGGCAUCCUCAACAUGCUCGGCGAGAUCCUGCUCGGCUGGAUCGGGGACUGGGACAACGUGAACCCCAUUCUGGUGUACGCCGGGUGCAUGGUGCUCUGCGGGCUGGUGACCGUGGUGAUGCCGCUGCUGUACUCGUACCUCGGGCUGGCGGUGGCGUCCGGCGCGUUCGGCGCCUUCAUCGCCGCCAACUACUCGCUCACCAGCAUCAUCCUGGUGAAGCAGAUCACCCUGGAAAGGUUCACGAACGCCUACGGGCUGCUGCUGCUCACGCAGGGCCUCGCGAACCUGGUGGGGCCGCCGCUCGCAGGCUGGAUCUACGACAUAACGGAUUCUUACGACCUGUCCUUCUACUUGGGGGGCGUGUUCAUCGGAAUGUCGGGGCUCGUUCUGCUGGUGGUGCCCUUCAGCGACGCCGCCAGGAGGUACUCGGGCCGGCGGGAGCGCGCGGGCCGGCUGCCACAGCUGCCACUCGUCGCCACCGCCGCCACAGAUGCCACAGCUGCCACCGCCACCACCGAGACAUCAAUCGAGUUCGAAGACGAACUGCGAGGUGCGCAACGCAUCCCUACUGUAAUGGCUUGGCGUGGCGUGACGUGGCGUUACAAUCGGCCUUCCUGCAACAAUUGCUGCCACAAGGGGGCG